Messenger RNA from Bufo gargarizans (Asiatic toad), 3204 nucleotides. RefSeq names its product transforming acidic coiled-coil containing protein 3 (gene TACC3). The transcript has 16 exons. The record is from RefSeq and is a predicted model, not a curated record. Gene Ontology annotation, cellular component: cytoplasm. Gene Ontology annotation, biological process: cell population proliferation; cerebral cortex development; mitotic spindle organization. NCBI's taxonomy places the organism in Eukaryota, Metazoa, Chordata, Amphibia, Anura, Bufonidae. Bases 72 to 3107 code for a protein of 1011 amino acids.
GCAGCGGCAGUGCAGUGUACGGCGGCAGAGAGCGAGACGUGGGGAUAAAUAGCGCAACCGGGAAUAGCAGGAUGAGUGUACAGAUAUUUGAUGAGAAUUUUGGGAGCAACCUAACAGGCGAGACGUGUGACUUCCUGUUCACUCCUCCGGACACCGGCAGACCUUCUAUACUGCGUCCUUCACAGAAAGACAAUCUGCCUCCGAAGAGUGCUGUGAAAAGCGUGAAGGUGACGUUUCAGACUCCGAUGAGGGAUCCUCAGACUCAAAGGCUUGUAACUCCCAGCGGGGCGAACCGACCACAGAGCAUGUUAACACUGGAGGACUGUGCGCAGGCGUUGCAGAAGCUGAAUCUCAACUCCAGCUUACUGACUUCAGAGGACCCAAAUAUUACAAGUAAUCCCACAACCCUUCUGGAAGAUGAAAUUCCAUUGAAGAGCAUGGGAGCGUACGCGAUUGAUUUUGACAAACUGGAUGAAAUCAAUCCAUUCAGAAGCACUAAUAAAAUGAUGAAUUCGCCUGUGAGAUCUGAGCCUCCUACAUCUGACAUCAAUGAGCCUCAAUAUUUUGAUGUCUUUGCCAGCGAGCCUCCGAUGGGUGAGGUCCCUGAGCCUCCAGCUUUUGUCACUGCCUGUGAGCUUCCAGCGGGUGACGUCACUGAGCCUCCAGCUUUUGUCACUGCCUGUGAGCCUCCAGCGGGUGACGUCCCUGAGCCUCCAGCUUUUGUCACUGUCUGUGAGCCUCUAGCGGGUGACGUCCCUGAGCCUCCAGCUUUUGUCACUGCCUGUGAGCCUCUAGCGGGUGACGUCCCUGAGCCUCCAGCUUUUGUCACUGCCUGUGAGCCUCUAGCGGGUGAUGUCCCUGAGCCUCCAGCUUUUGUCACUGUCUGUGAGCCUCCAGCGGGUGAUGUCCCUGAGCCUCCAGCUGACUUGGAGUUGAAAAGCCUGUUGGAGACAUCUGUUCAUGCACCUCAUUCUGAUCGAGCUGUGGCUUUAUUAAGGUCUAGCCCAUCAAAUCCAGAGUCCCCAGUCACUGUACAGCUAGGCCCGGGAAGUGAAGACACGUCCAGUAAAGCUUCUCUAGAUGACACUGUUCCUCUGGCGGAGUCCAAACCCGUCCCAGAAGAGGCAUCAAAUAUGGCUGCAGGUGAAGAUACAGCCACAAUAAAUCCUCCAGAAGCAGAGUCAGUUAAUGUGGACACCUUGGGUGCAGACAUAGUACAGAACUCUACUAAUGUGGAUGCUGAGACGUCACCACCUGAAGUCCCAAAUUCUCCUCCACUGCCUAAAGCCUCUUACAAAUUUGACCCUGACCAAAUCGAUGCCAUUGAUCCAUUUAAUACUGGAGGUUCAAAGCUGCCAAACUCUCCAAAAAAUCCAGUUUCUGAAAAUGUCGACAACUGUAAAGACGCGCCCCUGAAACUGGAAUUUGACUUUGGGGGCGGAGAUGCCGCUGUCCGAAAGCCACCACCUAAAAAUCUGGGGAAGCGUCUAGGUGUCAAACCUUUGAAGAAACCAGCUGCUCCCAAGGAAGCCGCACCAGAGAAACCUAAAAAACAAGAUCUUCCCAAGCUCUCAGAACCUGAGGAGGAAAUCGUCGUACCUAAAGCUUCAUAUAACUUCAACUGGGAUAAGUUUUGCGAUCCCAACUUUAAUCCUUUUGGAAGUGGAGGGUCAAAGAUAGCUGGGUCGCCCACAGUGGUGAAACCUGCUGGUGAUGUACCAGAUGUGAAGAAAGAGGACAGUCCACCAAAAGCUGAUGCUGGUAAACCUGUGGAGGAAUCCAGUGACAAGGCCAAAGAUGAUAAACUGGUUCCAUCUGAAAACGUUGAGAGAACAGUAAAGCCGCCCAGCACAGCUGAAUCGGAUCCCAAGGCUUCCAGUCCAGAAGACUUCUCCCAGGAAAUCAAGGAUGACAAUAUUGUGAAGACUGAGGAAAUGACUACUUCACUGACUGCAUAUAAAUCCCUAGAAAAGUUUGAAAUCCCAGUAUGCAACAGGCUGCCCAGUGAUUUUGAAUUACUGGAUUUUGAUUUCAACACCACUCUACAGACGGACUUCAGACCGGCAGAGGAGUUUGACUUCAAGCCUGCUACGGAGUUGUUUGGCCAACCGACAGAAGUCGACUACUUGGAGAACUUCGGCUCCUCUUCAUUCAAAGAAUCUGCUCUCCGAAAGCAGUCCCUUUACCUGAAAUUUGAUCCUCUGCUGAGAGAGUCACCCAAGAAGUCUGCUCCAGCGAGCACGGGCCCAGUGUGUGACGUACCACUGCGGAGCAGGUCGGAUCUCUUUGGAUCUUUACCUCAACCAUCGUUUACUGCGAUUCGAUGCCUUGAAAAUGAGGAAAAACCUAAAGGACUGGAUCUCCUGGGGACUUUUACCGUGUCUGACAGCGCUCCCUUAAUUCCAGACCCCGCAAGCAUUGUGCCGACUCCUGACCCCUUCCUGCUGCCGUCUGAUGUGGGGGCAAUCGUCGAAGUGCUUAAAUACAGCCAAAAGGACAUGGACGCAGCUAUAGAGCGAGUCCGGCUGGAGGUACGAGAAAAAGAGCUGGAGGUUUUGGAGUGGAAAAAUAAACAUGAGAAGCUUUACUUGGAAUAUAUCGAAAUGGGGAAAAUUAUUGCAGAGUUUGAGAGCACCAUCACACAAAUUUUGGAGGAUUCACAAAGACAGAAGGAACAGGGCAAAUUAGAGCUGCAGAAAGUGAUCCAUGAGAAGCAGCAGGUGCAGAUGGACUUUAACUCUAUGGAGCAAUCCUUCUCCGAUCUCUUCAAAAGGUUUGAAAAGCAGAAGGAUAUCCUGGAUGGAUAUCGCAAGAAUGAAGAGGCUUUGAAGAAAUGCGUUGAAGAUUAUCUUGUAAGGAUAAAGAGAGAGGAGCAGCGUUAUCAGGCCCUUAAGGCCCAUGCGGAGGAGAAGCUGAACUGGGCUAACGAAGAGAUUGCUCAAGUACGAAACAAAGCCAAAUCCGAAGUGACCGCGCUACAGGCCACGUUACGUAAAGAGCAGAUGAAGACACAGUCACUAGAACGCAACCUAGAACAAAAGACAAAAGAAAACGACGAAUUGACGAAAAUCUGUGAUGACUUGAUUUUAAAGAUGGAGAAGAUCUGAUCUGCUGCCAUAGCACUUUGUAUAUUUUUAGUUGUAUCACUGUUUGUCUCUUUAUAUGUUUUGUAUGGGCUAAUAAAUAGAACAUUAAUUUAACUUA